CCGCUCGUGUGCACUGUUGGGAAAUGCGUUUUUCCUCUCUUUCUUCUCCAUAUAUUAAUGUCUUUGUCGGGGAGCGGGUUUUAUCGCCUUCAGACCCCUCUAAUACAAAAUUGAUGCUUAUUUUUCCCUUCAGGAGGGGGACGCUUUGAGGAUAAUCAUGCUUCACAGAAGAACAGCACCGACCUCCAGUUGCUUUAAACACAACCUUCUCUACUAGUGCUCCAGAGGAAAAAAAUUAAAAAAGGCGAAAGGAAUGCAUACUCUGGAACCUGCAUUUGACGAUCCUCACCACAUGCACUGAAUAUCCUCUGAAGUGAUUCUCUCCUGCUUUUGAAUUUUCACUGCUUCAAGACGCAAGAUUGCCACAAAGAAUUUCCUUUUUCAUUUUUUUUUUACAGUCAAAUAGGAUUUUUUUUUAAAAAAACUCAUACCUCCACGUUUACCCCCCGACCCUUAUUCUUCUUAAGUGGAUAUGCAAGCAAGAAGAGGAGACUGGACAUUCCCAACAUGCUCUCUCCCUUGAUCUGUCCGUCCAGAGGUUCUGCUUCUACAAACAAAGGGAGUGUAAGAGCCGAAGAUGAGGCCCAGAGUAGAGUGCUACUCUCCAAGGUUUUGGCUGGUGCUGGCUGUCCUCGCAACAACAGGGAGCGGGGCCCAUGCCCAGAAAAGCCACCCGAGCAUUGGCAUUGCAGUCAUCCUGGUGGGGACCUCAGACGAAGUGGCCAUCAAAGACGCCCACGAGAAAGAUGACUUCCACCACCUCUCAGUGGUGCCCCGGGUGGAGCUGGUGGCCAUGAAUGAGACAGAUCCCAAGAGCAUCAUCACCCGCAUCUGUGACCUCAUGUCAGACCGGAAGAUUCAAGGGGUGGUAUUUGCUGAUGACACAGACCAGGAAGCCAUUGCACAGAUCCUGGACUUCAUAUCUGCCCAGACCCUCACUCCCAUCCUGGGCAUCCAUGGAGGCUCCUCUAUGAUCAUGGCAGAUAAGGAUGAAUCAUCCAUGUUCUUCCAGUUUGGUCCCUCAAUAGAACAGCAAGCCUCUGUCAUGCUCAAUAUCAUGGAAGAAUAUGACUGGUACAUCUUUUCCAUUGUCACUACUUACUUCCCUGGUUACCAGGACUUUGUGAACAAGAUCCGCAGUACCAUUGAGCACAGCUUUGUGGGUUGGGAACUGGAGGAGGUCCUCCUGUUGGACAUGUCCCUGGACGACGGGGAUUCAAAAAUCCAGAACCAGCUCAAGAAGCUCCAAAGCCCUGUUAUUCUCCUCUACUGCACCAAGGAAGAGGCCACCUACAUUUUUGAGGUGGCCAACUCUGUGGGUCUGACAGGCUAUGGUUAUACAUGGAUUGUGCCCAGCCUGGUGGCAGGGGAUACAGACACAGUGCCAUCCGAGUUCCCCACUGGGCUCAUCUCUGUCUCAUAUGAUGAAUGGGACUAUGGUCUUCCUGCCAGAGUGAGGGAUGGAAUAGCCAUAAUCACCACGGCUGCUUCUGAUAUGCUGUCUGAACAUAGCUUCAUCCCUGAGCCCAAGAGCAGCUGUUAUAACACCCAGGAGAAAAGGAUUUACCAGUCCAACAUGCUCAACAGGUACCUGAUUAAUGUCACCUUUGAAGGCAGGAAUUUGUCAUUCAGUGAGGACGGAUACCAGAUGCAUCCCAAGCUGGUCAUCAUCCUUCUGACUAAGGAGAGGAAAUGGGAGAGGGUAGGACAUGUGGGGAAAUGGAAAGAAAAAAAGUUGCAAAUGAAGUAUUACGUAUGGCCCCGCUUCGAGCUGUAUCCCGACUCUGAGGAACGGGAGGACGAUCAUCUCAGUAUUGUGACCCUCGAAGAGGCACCAUUCGUCAUUGUGGAGAACGUGGACCCCCUCAGUGGCACCUGCAUGAGGAACACAGUCCCUUGUCAAAAACGCAUCGUGACCGAGAACAAGACUGAUGAGGAGCCAGAUUAUAUGAAGAAAUGUUGCAAGGGGUUCUGCAUUGACAUCCUCAAGAAAAUCUCAAAGUCUGUCAAGUUUACCUAUGACCUCUACCUGGUCACUAAUGGCAAGCAUGGGAAAAAGAUCAAUGGGACAUGGAAUGGAAUGAUUGGAGAGGUUGUCACCAAACGGGCCUAUAUGGCUGUGGGAUCUCUUACCAUUAAUGAGGAACGUUCAGAAGUGGUGGAUUUCUCUGUGCCCUUCAUUGAGACGGGAAUCAGUGUCAUGGUGUCACGUAGCAAUGGAACUGUCUCACCUUCUGCCUUUUUAGAGCCAUUCAGUGCUGACGUAUGGGUGAUGAUGUUCGUGAUGCUGCUUAUAAUCUCUGCAGUGGCUGUCUUCGUCUUUGAGUACUUCAGCCCUGUGGGCUAUAAUCGGUGCCUUGCUGAUGGCAGAGAGCCAGGAGGUCCCUCUUUCACCAUUGGCAAAGCUAUCUGGUUGCUGUGGGGGCUGGUGUUCAACAACUCUGUGCCAGUGCAGAAUCCCAAGGGUACUACUAGCAAGAUCAUGGUGUCUGUGUGGGCCUUCUUUGCUGUCAUCUUCCUGGCCAGCUACACUGCCAACCUGGCUGCCUUCAUGAUCCAAGAAGAAUACGUGGACCAGGUGUCUGGCUUGAGCGACAAAAAGUUCCAGAAACCUAAUGACUUCUCGCCCCCUUUCCGCUUUGGGACGGUUCCCAAUGGCAGCACAGAAAGGAACAUUCGCAACAACUACCCUGAAAUGCACAGCUACAUGGUGAAGUUCAAUCAGAGAGGGGUGGAUGAUGCACUAUUCUCACUGAAGACUGGGAAGCUGGAUGCCUUCAUUUAUGAUGCAGCAGUGCUAAACUACAUGGCUGGCAGAGAUGAAGGCUGCAAGCUGGUAACCAUCGGCAGUGGGAAAGUAUUUGCCUCCACUGGCUACGGCAUUGCCAUCCAGAAGGAUUCAGGCUGGAAACGCCAAGUUGAUCUUGCUAUUCUACAGCUUUUUGGAGAUGGGGAGAUGGAGGAGCUGGAAGCACUGUGGCUCACUGGUAUUUGUCACAAUGAAAAGAACGAGGUUAUGAGCAGCCAGCUGGAUAUAGAUAACAUGGCAGGUGUUUUCUACAUGCUGGGAGCAGCCAUGGCCCUCAGUCUCAUCACUUUCAUCUGCGAGCAUCUCUUUUACUGGCAGUUCCGUCACUGCUUCAUGGGUGUCUGCUCUGGCAAGCCUGGUGUGGUCUUCUCCAUCAGCAGGGGUAUCUACAGCUGCAUCCAUGGUGUGGCCAUUGAGGAACGCCAGUCAGCAAUGAACUCCCCCACAGCGACUAUGAACAACACCCAUUCCAACAUCCUUCGCCUGCUUCGUACAGCCAAGAACAUGGCCAACCUGUCAGGGGUAAACGGCUCACCGCAGAGUGCCCUGGACUUUAUUCGCCGUGAGUCAUCAGUCUACGAUAUCUCUGAGCACCGUCGCAGCUUCACCCACUCGGACUGCAAGUCUUACAACAACCCGCCUUGCGAGGAGAACCUCUUUAGUGACUAUAUCAGUGAGGUGGAAAGGACCUUUGGCAACCUUCAGCUGAAGGACAGCAAUGUGUAUCAGGACCACUACCACCACCACCACCGCCCCCACAGCAUUGGCAGCACCAGCUCCAUCGACGGACUCUACGACUGUGACAACCCGCCCUUCAAUGCCCAGUCACGGUCCAUUGGGAAGAAGCCCUUGGACCUGGGGUUGCCCCCUGCCAAGCACAGCCAGCUGGGUGACAUCUAUGGCAAGUUCUCCUUCAAGAGUGACCGCUAUGGGGGCAGUGGGGCCCAUGAUGAUUUGAUUCGUUCAGAUGUCUCUGACAUUUCCACCCACACGGUCACCUACGGCAACAUUGAGGGUAAUGCGGCCAAGCGUCGGAAGCAGCAGUACAAGGACAGCCUGAAGAAGCGCCCAGCCUCUGCCAAGUCCCGUCGGGAGUUUGACGAGAUAGAGCUGGCCUACCGCCGGCGACCACCUCGCUCACCUGACCACAAGCGCUACUUCAGGGAUAAAGAAGGGCUACGGGACUUCUACUUGGACCAGUUUCGGGCAAAGGAGAACUCACCACACUGGGAACAUGUGGACCUGACGGAUAUCUACAAAGAGAGGGGAGAUGAGUUUAAGCGUGACACGGUAGGAGGAAGUGGCGGGUCCUGCACCAACAGGGCACACCACAAGCAUGGCUCGGGGGAAUUCGGUGGAGGCAACGAGCACAAGCAUGGUGUUGUGAGUGGAGUUCCAGCGCCUUGGGAGAAGAACCUUACCAACCUAGACUGGGAGGACCGGUCUGGGGCUAAUUUCUGCCGUGCUUGCCCUUCUAAAGUGCACAACUAUACCCCAGCGGUGGUAGGGCAGAACUCCACCCGCCAGGCCUGCAUCCGGUGUGAGGCCUGCAAGAAAUCAGGAAACCUGUAUGACAUCAGUGAGGACAACUCUCUCCAAGAGCUGGACCAGCCACCUGCCCCCGUGCCCGUGGCCACCAGCGCCACCUCCUCCUCCAAAUAUCCUCAGAGCCCUUCCAAUUCUGCCUCCAAGGUGCAGAAGAAGAACCGCAACAAGCUCCGUCGGCAGCACUCCUAUGACACCUUUGUGGACCUGCAGAAGGAUGAUUCGGCCCUGGCACCCCGCAGCGUCAGCCUCAAGGACAAGGGCCGCUUUUUGGAGGGCAGCCCCUAUGCCCACAUGUUUGAGAUGCCAGCCAGUGAGACCACCUUUGCCAACAACAAGUCCUCAGUGCCCGCCACCAGCUACCACCACCACAACAACCCCGGCAGCAGCGGGGGUUACAUGCUCAGCAAGUCGCUCUACCCUGACCGGGUCACUCAAAACCCUUUCAUCCCCACUUUUGGGGAUGACCAAUGCUUGCUCCACGGCAGCAAAUCUUAUUUCUUCAGGCAGCCUGUGGUGGCAGGAGGGCCCAAAGCUAGGCCAGACUUCCGAGCCAUCGUCACCACCAACAAGCCGGUGGUUUCAGCCCUUCAUGGGGCUGUGCCAGCCCGUUUCCAGAAGGACAUCUGUAUAGGGAACCAGUCCAACCCCUGUGUGCCUAACAACAAAAACCCCAGGGCUUUCAAUGGCUCCAGCAACGGGCAUGUUUAUGAGAAACUCUCCAGUAUUGAGUCUGACGUUUGAGUGAGAGGGGAAGAAUGCGGGGAGGAAC
This is a messenger RNA of Tinamus guttatus (white-throated tinamou), 5126 nucleotides long. Lineage: Eukaryota; Metazoa; Chordata; Aves; Tinamiformes; Tinamidae. The record is from RefSeq and is a predicted model, not a curated record.